GUAUCGUGUGUCAAGUUUGCAUCGUUUUUAUUUUGCCAGCUAAAUGUUUUAUUCGAAAAUUUCAAAAGUAAAAUCCAUUUCGUUGAAUGAUUUGCAUUCUAUCACGUUAUCUUUAAUAUCCUGCUUUUUAAUGAUACGUAAUAUAGUACUACGUACUGUACCGUAUACAUAAGUAUUAUAUAUGUUAUGUACAGUCAAUUAAAUUUCUAACCUAACAUCGUGCACUGAGAAGUUUGUGUAGCAAAUACGAUAUUCAGAAAUGCAUGAAGGUGCUGUUGGAUGUAUAUGUCGGUUUAAUUAUUUUACAGAACACGUACUGCCUGUGAACUCGUUAAUAUAAUUUGAUGUACAUUUUCUAACUGAUAUAGAUCGAAUGUAUAUAUUGUAGUUGUCGUUGAUAUUAUUUGUGAUAAAUAUUUAUAAUAUGUAUUAUUUUCAUAGUUUCGUUAGAAUUUCUCCAUGUAUAACGGAGGAAAAUUUUAAUACAUUCAAAGAAGUGCUUAUUUUUUCGAAUUAAAGAAAAUGGAUAACACGAUCAAAUUGAUUGUACAUAGAGGUAGCACAAUUUUCGACAGUGUUAUUGUUACACCUUAUUCUGCGAUUAGAUACGAACAAAAAGUGAGAGAAAAGGAAAUUACAGAUCAAAAACAUGCGAAUGCAAAUAAAUUUAACAAUGUCAAACUAGAUAAAAUUUGUUUAAGUAAAAAAGGAUAUAAUGCCUAUUUUGUAUCAGUGUAUGUUGUAACAGUAAUAAGGUCGCAAGUAUAUCGUAAAGCUGCAUUUAAUAAAUUGUUACAAUACUUAAUGUAUAAAUACUCGGAUAAAUUAAAUUUAAAUGUAAUCUUAAUGAAAUUGCGUACACCGAAGAAACAGUUCUUAGAUUAUAAAUGGAAUGAAAGGAUAACACAAAUGGCAUUGGAAAGAAGAGAAAUCAAUCAUGCUAUGUCUUGGUUAUCUACUUUAGGUGGAGCUUUUUCUGCUUUAGGAGAUGAAUUCCACUAUUGUGCUGAAGUAGCAGGAAAAAUUUCUAUAAGGCAGUUUCAAUUAGCACUUCGCCUUGGAGAUCCUCUCCUGGUUGCUCGUUGUAAAUUAUAUAGUGCUUUAAGUUUAAUUCAACAGGGUGACUUAGACGUUUCAAAAAAACUAAUAAUAAAUAUUUAUAAAUUUUCACUAAAACAAAAUGAUGUUCGCCUGCAAAACAUGUGUCAAGGCAUAUGGGCAAAACUCAAAUAUUGUUACAAGUUGCAAAAAGAACGACAUAAAACUUGUUAGUAUUAGUCAAAAUAAAUCAUUCUUAUAAAGUUUAGAAUUAUGUCAAUUAAAAUUCGUAUUUAUAUUCAAAAAUAAAUGAAAUGUACAAAAUAUUCUUUAGAAAAACGGUUUUUUUGUAAUAAUUGAAAAAAUAAUGUUAAUGGAAAGAUCAUACCAACAGUCAAAUAAAAGAUAAUUGAAGUCUCUUA
This is a messenger RNA of Hylaeus volcanicus, 1460 nucleotides long. RefSeq lists its product as uncharacterized. The record is from RefSeq and is a predicted model, not a curated record. The coding region runs from base 523 to 1272 and encodes 249 amino acids. The transcript is spliced from 3 exons. Lineage: Eukaryota; Metazoa; Arthropoda; Insecta; Hymenoptera; Colletidae.